Messenger RNA from Hibiscus syriacus, 552 nucleotides. Its product is annotated as late embryogenesis abundant protein Lea14-A-like. The transcript has 2 exons. Bases 63 to 518 code for a protein of 151 amino acids. NCBI's taxonomy places the organism in Eukaryota, Viridiplantae, Streptophyta, Magnoliopsida, Malvales, Malvaceae. Gene Ontology annotation, biological process: response to desiccation. Gene Ontology annotation, cellular component: cytosol. The record is from RefSeq and is a predicted model, not a curated record.
AUCGUCAGAUCAUCAACCUAUCCAAAAUCAACAACACUUUGAGUUACUUACUUGGUACAGGAAUGUCGCAGUUGGUGGACAAAGCUAAGAACUUCGUGGUGGAGAAGAUGGCCAACAUAAAGAAGCCAGAAGCCGAUGUUACAGACGUUGAUCUGAAACAAGUGAGCCGAGAGAACAUCGAGUAUCUGGCUAAAGUCUCCGUCAACAACCCCUACAGCCAUUCUAUCCCCAUUUGCGAGAUCUCUUACACUUUGAGAAGUGCUGGAAGAGACAUAGCAUCGGGGACAAUACCGGACCCGGGGUCGUUGAAAGCCGACGACACGACGAUGCUGGACGUUGGGAUGAAGGUGCCGUAUAACAUAUUGGUAAGCUUGGCAAAGGAUAUUGGUGGAGAUUGGGAUAUUGACUAUGAAUUGGCGGUUGGUCUUACUAUUGAUCUUCCCAUCAUAGGGAACUACACUAUCCCUCUUUAUAAGAAAGGAGAGAUCAAGCUUCCUACUCUUAGUGACAUCUUUUGAAUUAAACUAAUUAUCACGUAUCUCUCUCUCUCUC